AUAAAAUAUUAUUCUUCCUAUUUAUCUAAUAAUGAAUGCAAAAAACUACAUAGUUAAAGUAAAAUGAAUGCACUUAUUUUUGAUAUUAUAGCAGCUGUAUCAGGUAAUUAGUGUCAUCAAGUGACUCGUCUCAACUGUUUAGAUAUUUCAUAUAAAUUAGGUUGAGCCCAAGUAGGAGUACUUCUAACACUAAAUGUUCAAGCUUUUUCUUAACAUAAAAUUAUAAGAAGGCAGUCUUAGAGUAUGGCAAAAAUAUAAUGCACAUUACAAGUGAAAUAUGCUCAAAUAUAUACAUUAUAUGAGUAUUGCAAACUACUUUUAUUAACUGCAAGACAAGGCAUAAUUUUAUUUAUAUGAUCCUGAUUUAAUUUAAGGCUGUGCUUCAAUUACAAAUAUCUGAGGAAUAAACCUAUUUAUAGAAGCGAAACUGACCUACGAGAGUGCAAUAUCCAAUAUUAAAAUAACAAGUAGCGAUAUAAUCAUUAGUUUUUAAAGAUUAGAAAAUUUUGUUUAAGUUAGG
Paramecium octaurelia is the source of this 520-nucleotide messenger RNA. The record is from the annotation of a GenBank genome assembly. NCBI's taxonomy places the organism in Eukaryota, Ciliophora, Oligohymenophorea, Peniculida, Parameciidae.